AUGUUUAAAGGUGACCUGUGGACUUUUCUUCAAACACACUUAUGUUUACACAUGGUCAACUACAGCUAACACGCACUUCAUCUUUGCACCACCUUGCAUUUCUCAGCCUUUGUGCCCAUGCUAGUUGAACAUGAGAUGCAAACAAAACGGGGACCUGUGCAUGAAGACAUCUCUCCAUAGCACCACCACUGGUCAGACGGUCCACAGAGUACCAUUACACUAAGUCGGUUCUGGGUUGGUUGCAGCAGUUUCACUCUCCCCACAGGUCACAUCUAAGUGUAACAGGAAAUGAAAUUAAAAUACAAGAGUCACUCAAGAUGCAUUUUGUAAACAUUUUUGGUGCCAGCUUUGAGCUGCAGUCUGUUGCACACAGUCUGCACAGAUUAGACAAUGAAGUCAUUUGUCAUCAUUUGGACGGAGGUUUGUUUUUCUUCCUACAAAUCUAUUUUGCUGGUUGUUUGGGUGUAGUAGCUGUUGUAGUGAGUGGGUAAAAACAAAACUGGUUUGCAGCCCUGUUGAAACCCACACUGAACCUAUCACCACUGACUGGAUCCCAUUACUGAUUAAUGUGCUUCUAUAGCAAGAGGGGACUUUGCACAUGAACACACACUCUAAGUGUGAGCUGCUGGUGUUUUGUGUGUGUGUGUGUGUGUGUGUGUGUGUGUGUGUGUGUGUGUGUUUGAUGGCAGCUGAUCGGCCCGACCUCUCCUCUGUGAGGAAGACUGUAGCCCCAUUUUCAGCCACAGUUUGUCUGGUUAAACCUCUCUGGUGGUGCUCAGGCUGUGACUUUGUGAAUUUGAACUUCAGUGUGUGCAGUGGAGCUGGAUGAUGUGCAUCUCUGUGGGUUAUCAGUAUUAGUUGAUCAGUGCCACUGAAGUGUGAUCUGGGGUUUUUGCACUACUUACAGGGUUGUCCAACAUGCAGAGUAUUGUCUUUUAUUUUAAUACUGUUGUUGUUUUAGCAUAUAACUGGUAACAUUUCACACGUGGAAGGGAGAAAUGUUAGCUGAGACUUGGACAGUGACCAGAUUAAGGCAACAAAUGCAGUGUUGACCUGGUUCACAGUUACGUGAUUUUCCUGAUAAGUUCACAUGAUUUGUUUGAUCGUUACGUUGAGCCACUACCAAGACGAGUGUCAGUGUCGACCUUUAUUCAUAUCAUGUACAUAUAUGAUUUUCGGCAGGUGCACUUUGGCCAUCAUACUCCAACUGCACCAUAGCGCCAUCAGCUGGUGCUCUAGCCACCUGCACGGCGCCCUGUAUGUAAUGUCUCAGCAGCUCUGGCCUGACCCUGGUUGUAAUCAGUCAGUUCAUCAGAUUUUAUUUGUAUGACCGUUUUCCUCCGAGCGCUUUACAGACGACUCACAAGUUUAAUAGCAAAACAGAAAAAAUGUGAUGUCAGGCUUUAUAAAUGAUGAAAUGUAGGCAAUCUAAAAAAAGAGAAAUAUAAUGAAACCUAGUUUAAAGCCAAGUCUAUAUAAAAAUAGGCUUCUACCUAGUGCAGUUCCACAAGUGGUCUAUUGCCUUCCUGCCUUCUGAAGAUGCAACUCAAGGGAGCAGUGAAUUUUACUGCCCUGACAGGAGUUGUGUCCCACUGCUGUUUGUUUAGACAGGUGUGUCAACACACUCCAAGCUAGGUGUGGAAAGCUAAAUGGUUAGCCAACUGUCCAUUUUUUAAGUUUACUUUGUAGGUAAAGGUUCACGCUAGCUAAUGGUUUGUCUUGGCAGCUGUGGGUCAGGUUCACACUAGCUGGUGGUUUAGUUAUGCAGCUAAAAUGUCUCUGGCAGAUUACAGUUGGAUUAGCUUCAGUUAAGUAGCUAAACGUUUGGUUCUGGUUAGCUAACGGUUGGUGUGUUCAGUCAGCAAACAACUACCAACUGUCUCUUAAACGAAUAAUAAAUUCUAAGCAACUGUUUCGACAUUUCAUCACAGAUUUUUCACAAAUUUUGAAAUUCCAAAAAGCACAAGCUAACAUCUAAGUGGCAUGUAGCGCCGUGUGAGCAGCUUGGUUUUUGUGCAUUUUGUGUUGUAAUUGAGAUAUUUCCUUAGGUCGUGGGCAGCCUCAGUGAGAAACAGGACAGUUUUACCAAGAACCGUGACAUUAACCCCAGCAGCACAGUUUAGUCGUAGCAUGAGCGAUGUUGCCGGAGUGGAAGCGAAAGUUUUGGUGCCUUCAUCUGGAGUGGUCUCGUGACUGUACUGUGACAUUUGCACAUUUGGUAUCACUUUAACUUCUCUCUGUGCUGUAAAAUGUUGGACAUUUUCUGAUGUUUUAGUUUGGGCAAAAGCUAUGAACAUGACAUUUGUGUAAAGUGGUCCUUGCUGUAAUAUAUUUGCUUCUGUCAUUAGUGCACAGUACCAGUGUUUUACUGACGCAGGUGUGAUGAGCCUGAAGAGGAGCAGGUUUCUCAGCAGAUGUUUUAAUGGUCCUACAAGGCACUAUAGUAGAGUAAGUGUCUGCAUAUUUUGUUUAAUCCCUUGUGGUAAAUGCUCCAAGUCAGAGUCCUCAUAUCGAGCUGAAUAGGUUUUCUAACUCGUUCUCUCAGGUGAUUUCUCAGUGGCCCAGAAUGUUCUCAAUCAAUAUGAUGUUCAGAAAUGUGAAGCUGUGUAUUUCUCAUGUCAUGUUUCUUAAGUCAGAUAUAAUUUGUACUGUUGGAAUAAUAAAGAAGAAGAUGUACCCAACAGUUGUUUUGGUGUUAACAAAUGAUGUACACUAUAAAGUGGUGCAACUACAGAGCUGGCACUAUCAUUUUUUUAACUUUAACAUCCUUUUUUUAAAUUUAUGAUGAUCGUGCUUUGUUUCUCUGUGUCUGCUGAUUUUCCUGUGAUUCCAGUUUCCUCCUGCUGUUUUCUCUCCCCAGGCUACCGGCCAUCUUCUGUUAACAGCUUCUUAGUAACGUCUGUAAUGCAUGUCUUAAAAGGCCGCCUUGAAAUUCCUCUCUGCCCUCCCACCUGCCGUCCCCUCAGCUUUCAUCGCUGCCGUUCCCUGGUCUCCUUCGCUGAUAAACUGCCUCAUGGCCAGCCUUCUGUUAUACAGUGAAGCUCAAGGUGUUCACGUAUGACAACAGUGUUUAUUGAGUCAUAUCUUGUUGGUCUUCUUAUUUGUCCACUCUAGUUUUUCUCAUCUUCACCAAUAGGUUCUGUCUUUUGGGGGUUGGGGGGAAUAAUGCAAUCAGUGAAACAAUCUGGAAGGCAGGGGGUUAUUUGUGAUGGUCUGAAAGGGAGGAGAUCUCAGGGCAGAGGGGAGGUCAGAUAUAAUCCUUCUGGUGCUGCUGAGCCCAUUGGCCUGUGAGAAAGCAGACUUCCAUAAAGGGGAAGAUGGGGUUCCCUUUGUCUUUGGGGAAUGCAAUAUAUACCGACUUAUGAUGCCAAAACGGAGCCACUACCCAAAUCUGCCGCCCGGUUUGGUUUCCCUCUUCAACCAGAAGGGUUUGAAAUCAAACAAAGAGCAAGAUGUCAGAGAAAAAGAUGUCUUCAAGUCGCAAGCAUCAUCUGAAGAGUUUGAUGCUGUCCAUUGCCAAAGGUUUACUGGAGGAGGAGGAGAGGGAGCGAGAGGAGGAGAGGAGCAGGUACAUGUCUGAGAACUGUCCUGCUCUGUCUGUGCCCAGCAGCACGCAGGAGCUGCAGGAGCUGUGCAGGGAGAUCCACCACAAGAUCGAUGUGGUUGAUGAGGAGCGAUACGACCUGGAGAUGAAAGUCAACAAGUCUAACAAGGAGAUUGAAGACCUAAAAAUCAAAGUACAGGACCUGAUGGGCAAAUUCAAGAAGCCCGUCCUGAAGAAAGUGCGUAUGUCCGCUGAUGCCAUGCUGAAAGCUCUGCUGGGGUCCAAGCACACAGUCAACCUGGACCUGAGGGCCAACCUGAAGCAGGUCAAGAAGGAGGUUAAAGAGGAGGAACUGCGCGACGUUGGUGACUGGCGUAAAAACAUCGAGGACAAGUCUGGCAUGGACGGGAGAAAGAAGAUGUUUGAGGCGGAGACUUAAAACGGUGGAUCUGCCAAAAGCAGCAGCUCUUCAUGUCUCCAUUGGCUGUUCUGGACUGACUGAAUCUGUCAUUUAGAUAGCACAAAUUCAUGUUUGCACCACCUUGUAAUUUGCAGAAACCUCCACUGAAUAAACAAGCGACACCUGCUGAAGAGGCCGUCCUGUAGUGUCUGCACGGAGCCGCAAGUGUG
Molecule: messenger RNA, 4174 nt
Organism: Monopterus albus (swamp eel)
Lineage: Eukaryota; Metazoa; Chordata; Actinopteri; Synbranchiformes; Synbranchidae
Product: troponin I, fast skeletal muscle-like
Exons: 7
Coding region: 3453-3983 (176 amino acids)
Biological process (GO): cardiac muscle contraction; skeletal muscle contraction
Cellular component (GO): troponin complex
Source: RefSeq, a predicted model, not a curated record